Molecule: messenger RNA, 1050 nt
Organism: Acanthosepion pharaonis
Lineage: Eukaryota; Metazoa; Mollusca; Cephalopoda; Sepiida; Sepiidae
Source: the annotation of a GenBank genome assembly
AUGCCUCCUGGCAUUUGGUUGCUUCAUUGCAAUAGCAUCUCUCUCUUUUUAUCGCCCACUAUCUCUCUCUCUCUCGCUCUCUCUCUUUCUCUCUCUCCCGGCACAAUUGCCCGCGCGCAUACAACCACGCCAACUCACGCAAAUGUACAUAAACACACGCACACAAACAAAUGCCAUGUCGCACAGACACAUAACUAUGGCUACAAAACUACGAACACAAACAAUUAUGCAGGCUUUUUUCUUCUAUACUAUGUCUGUCUUUCUAUUGGGAUUCAUUCGACAUCUCUCUCUCUCUCUCUCUGUCUUUCUCUUUCUUUCUUCAUUUUUUCCUAUCGAUAUGCACAUAUUCAAAUAUCUCUGGAUCCUCACUCUCUCUCUCUGUUCAUGUGUACGAUGGCCUAUAGGUAUCUAUCUAUCUAUCUAUCUAUCUAUCUAUCUAUCUAUCUAUCUAUCUUAUUCUGUUCAUUAUCUAUCUAUCUAUCUAUCUAUCUAUCUAUCUAUCUAUCUAUCUAUCUAUCUAUCUAUCUAUCUAUCUAUCUAUCUCAGUCUUCACUUCAUCUAUCUAUCUAUCUAUCUAUCUAUCUAUCUAUCUAUCUAUCUAUCUAUCUAUCUAUCUAUUCUGUUCAUAUUUAUCUAUCUAUCUAUCUAUUCAUCUAUCUAUCUAUCUCAUAUCUAUUAUAUCUAAUUCAUUCUGUUCAUCUAUCUAGUCUAUCAUCUAUCUAUCUAUCUAUCUAUCUAUCUAUCUAUCUAUCUAUCUAUCUAUCUAUCUAUUCUAUCUAUCUAUCUAUCUAUCUAUCUAUCUCAAAUAUAUAUUUCAUCUCUUCCAUUUUCUAUCUAUCUCUCUCUAUCUAUCUCUCUCUCUCUCUAUCUCUCUCUCUAUUAUAUAUAUAUAUAUAUGAAAUAUUGUUUAUAUCUUUCUCAUAUCAUUUCUAUCUAUAUUAUCUAUCUAUCAUCUAUCUAAAGAUGGAUCUAUCUAUCUAUCUAUCUAUCUAUCUAUCUAUCUAUCUAUCUAUCUAUAUCAAUCUGUUAAUUAUCUAUCUAUCUAUCUAA